Messenger RNA from Fraxinus pennsylvanica, 324 nucleotides. NCBI's taxonomy places the organism in Eukaryota, Viridiplantae, Streptophyta, Magnoliopsida, Lamiales, Oleaceae. The record is from the annotation of a GenBank genome assembly.
AUGCCAAAAUUUAGAGGGAAUGGCAGUGGUUCGCUGUCUCUUUCUGAUACUUUAAGGAGGAAAGGAAGCAGCAUUUCUUGCGGAAGUCAAUCCUUGUCUCAAAGAAGACAUCAUCGGUCAUCUUUGGGGUCCGAUAAGAGGAGACCGAUCUCAAGGUCUGCAGCUAAAGGUCUUGCUCCUUUGCUCAGCGCUGACAGCCUAGGAGAAUCAUCUAUGGGAAGUGAGAAUAGUAAUAAUGAGCUUACCACAAAUUUUGGAGAGGUUGAUUUGGAGGCGACGAGUCGGUUGGAUGGAAGGAGGUGGUCUACAGACUACAAGCUGUAG